AUGGAACUGUUACACUAUUGUUACGUCGAAGGCCUAGCAAAACUAAAACUUAUCAAUCCAGAACUGAAACUUCUUUUUAGUGUCAGUGAUCGAAAUUCCGCUAUGACUAAAGUGGUCGCCAAUGAAACUUUGAGGAAAACCUUUAAAGAAAAUGCUUACAAUCUAGUGAAAACAUUCAAUUAUGACGGUAUAGAUUUGGAUUGGGAAUUUCCUAAGGAAAAAGACAAGGAAAACUUUGUUAUCCUACUCAGUGAACUUAAGAUAGAAUUCACAAAACAUGAUUAUUUGGUCACAGCUGCUGUAAGAGCCAUACCAAUCUACAAGGAUACUGGAUAUAAUGUACCUGAAAUGUCUAAAUAUUUGGACAUCAUUAAUGUAAUGACAUACGACUUCUACGGCUCCUGGAGCAAAACGACUGGUCAAAAUUCCCCGCUUUAUUCUUCCUCAUUAGACAGUGCAUACGAAAGGAAAUAUUUGAAUAUCAAUGCUUCAAUAAACAAUUGGGUGGAUGCUGGUGCGCCAAAAAACAUUCUAGCAAUGGGUUUACCGUUUUAUGGAAGAACUUUUACAUUGAAAAAUGCUUCAGAUCAUGGUAUUCAUGCUCCUAGCUCUGGCGGAGGUAGACCUUUGGCUCCAACCUAUUACCAGAUUUUGUCGAAUUACCAAAAUUUCACUACAGAAUGGAAUGAAGAACAGAAAGCUCCUUACAAGUAUUCUGGCACGACCUGGUUAGGUUAUGAAGAUGAGCGAUCGAUUAUAAUGAAGGUUAAAUACGCUGUGGACAAUCAACUUUUCGGAGUGUUCCUCUGGCACUUAGGAUGUGAUGACGUUCAUGGUGAAUUUUCCGAUAAAAAGCAAACAUUAGUACAGACCAUAAACGAUGCUUAG
Ceutorhynchus assimilis (cabbage seed weevil) is the source of this 888-nucleotide messenger RNA. The record is from the annotation of a GenBank genome assembly. NCBI's taxonomy places the organism in Eukaryota, Metazoa, Arthropoda, Insecta, Coleoptera, Curculionidae.